CAAGUUUGCCACCGGCGGGAUACAAGGGGACACACGCAGCACUGAGGAGGAAGUGAGACGAAGUGACCGCGUUCAAACAAAGUGUCCGUGAGUUUCUGUUGGGAAAGCAUCAAGAUCUGCGGCAAACUGUGCAGGAUUGCGUUCAUCUCCAAAAUCCGGGUUGCAGCCGGAGAGAGAAGAUGGCAGCCGGAAAAAGUGGACCCCAGUAAGCAGCAGAGAUCGUGUUUGUGGCUCCCACUUUUCUUCAGGUGAUUGGCAGGAGGAGGAGAGGAAUGUUGGCAGCCAUUUAGUCUGAGCUCAACAACGGAGGAAACAUGGAUUCUUCACAAAAAAAAUGUAAACACAGCAAUGGAGUGAGAUGUCGGACCUCUGAGGAGGAUAAGGAUGGUUCAGCAACAACAGCAAAAAGAGAUGAAUCACUGAGUUGUGAGCAAUGUGGCAAGACUUUUAUCACAGCAACAAAGCUAAGAAUUCACAAAUGUAUUCACACUGUGGAGAAACCAUUCAGCUGUGAUCAGUGUGGAAAGGCUUUUACUCAGAAGAGUAACUUAAAAAGACAUCAACUCAUUCACAGUGGAGUUAAACCAUUCAGCUGUGAUCAGUGUGGAAAGGCUUUUACUCAGAAGAGUCACUUAAAAAGACAUCAACUCAUUCACAGUGGAGUUAAACCAUUCAACUGUAAUCAGUGUGGAAAGGCUUUUACUCACAAGAGUACGUUAAGACAUCAUCAACUCAUUCACAGUGGAGUUAAACCAUUCAGCUGUGAUCAGUGUGGAAAGGCUUUUACUGAGAAGAGAACGUUAAGAAAUCAUCAACUAAUGCACAGUGGAGUUAAACCAUUUAGCUGUGAUCAGUGUGAGAACGCUUUUACUCACAAGAGUACGUUAAGACAUCAACUCAUUCACAGUGGAGUGAAAUUGUUCGGCUGUGAUCAGUGUGGAAAGGCUUUUACGCACAAGUGUAAUCUCGCAAAUCAUCAACUCAUUCACAGUGGAGUUAAACCACUAUCAGUGUGUGAUCAGUGUGUGAAAACCUUUACUCAACAUGAACAGUUGUUGAUCCAUCAAUGCCCCCAUUCUGGUAGAAAGCGGUCCCACUGUGACUCCUGUGAAAAAAGUUUCAGCUCCCAACAGAGCUUAAAACGUCACCAACGCAUCCACACUGGACAUGAUGUUUACGUAUGUGAUUACUGUGGUGAACCAUUUGUAUUGUACUCACAGUUAAAAGCUCAUGAAGUGACCCACACUGGGGUUAAACCAUACCUUUGUGACCAGUGUGGGAAACGCUACAGCUACAUUGCAAACCUCAAAGUUCACCAACGUGUCCACACUGGGGAGAGACCAUACAGAUGUGACGAGUGUAAGAAGACUUUUACAACUUUGGGUUCCCUGAAACAACACCAGCAGAUCCACACCAGAAAGGAAGCAUUCAAUCAGUGUCACAGUGAGCAGAACGGAACAGAUGGACAAAACUCUCAGACUUGUCAGCACUCUGCCAAUGGUGAACAGUGCUGCUUUGACCAGUCUGGACCAACGUCCAACCAACAAGGAGCCCAACACCGACACGAGCGUAUGGACACUGGACACAGACUGAACCCCUGCCAAGAAGAUUUCUCCAUGCAGGGUUCAGUAAAAGUUGAUGAAGUCCUCCACAAACUUAGAGUCCUUGAGAUCCGGCUUCACAGAAUUCAGGUCUCAUUUCUUGUUUAGUGUCUUCAUUGCAACAUCCAUUAAGAGGAAAGCUGUCAUUAACAGACGUGACUGGUAAAUUAAUUAAACCAUUCAAAGUGGUUACUCAGUUAAAUGAAUUAUCAGUGGUAGAGGGAUAGAUGUCUGGAUGGAGGCAGUGAGCAGCAGGGCAAAUUUCUUCAAUUACUAGCUUAAUCGUUCUUCAGAUCCCUCUGGGCUGCAGGAAGCCGUUAGAUGCAGAGCUGGUUCAGUGAUUCUCUGAUGAUUAAUCCUAAUUAAUUUAGGAGAUUACUGGCCUUAGGAUUUCCAUCCAUCCAUCCAUCCAGGGACAAUGAUGAAGAAUCUCUAAUAUUGAACAAGUAGAUCAACUAAUCUCUGAUUAUGUGUGAGUUGAAAUAUAAAAACAUGAAGUGUUCUAUGAAAAGUCCAAUCUUUGAAAGCUGACUUGUAGUUUAGAAUCAUUUCUUUGUAAAUUAGCUGCAUCCAGUCAUUACCAUGACAUUGGUAUCAUGGAACCAUGACCACAUAUGUGUCUGGAGAUGGUGGCAUUUUUAUAACGGCACAUUUUCAUGCUUUGACAGAUACAGUGAGGGGAAAAAAGUUUUCAGACACCCUGAAAAUAUUUACAAAAUCUUAAAUGUUAUCAUGAAAUAUUUGUUGAAAAGUCUUUUUUGUUUGUUGUUUACAAGAAAAACUAACAAAACUAAAUUCUACCAAAUUUCUCAUUUUAUGGAACCAGUCAAUUUUCAGUUUUUAAUGUCUUUUUUAGGAUGUGUUUAGUUUUAUGAUUGUACUAAAAUAAAUGACUCUUGAAGACCUCAAAGUGAUUCUUAAUGCGGUAUUUCACAAAUGUAUGGGAUGUCCAAAAACUUUUUUCCACUGCUGUAUUUAACAGCAAUCUGAUCUGCUGAUGUUAGCAAGACAAACAAGUGAAGGUUUCAGGCUUUUAUCUAGAAUUGUUCUUGAGAUAUUCAUCAUCAAACAGCCUCAAAUUUCAAUGUGAGAAAAUGAAAACGAGUGAAACUGGGUCUACAGUCCACUGAAAAACCUCUAAGAAAGUAUCUGACAUACUGAGCUAAUAUUUCAUGGAUACCAUUAGAAAUAUCCAUAGUUUAUGAUUUAAAAAAAAGUUUUUUGGGAGAUGGUCAGUGAUUUGAAACGGAGUUCAACUGUUGAAAAACCUCAAUCUCUGAUUCCAGCAUCAGUGCUCCAUUGUUGCAGUUGUAACGUUGUCUUUCAGAUGGUCCUAACACAGGCCACAACUGCUCUGGAAACAACACUCAUGUUCUUGUUUGGAACAGUUUCUCAGUAGAAAUUACACAGCAAUGUCCAAGUUCUCAGCGGCUCCAGUAAGGAAGACUCUUAAUGUGAGGAAAAGCAUCCUUUGAAUUCUUCCUGGAGGUUGUUCUUGUCAGAAAUUGUCUUCCAGUGAGAGACUUCUGACUCUCUGUUCACUUUUCUUGCCCUCUAAUAUUGUUAAAACACAAGAAUCUUGUUUUGGUUCAAAUCACAUUGUAUUUGCAUGUCGCUCUGUGUUUUUUGCUCCAGGAAUUGGGUGAUGUGUACGACCCAGCACCCACAGCUGGUUGGGUGUCAUGUGGCUCUGCGUUCUGAUUGGAUGAUUGUCCAACCACUGCCACAAGUAUGAAGGUCAUCCUGCAGGUGUGGCAGGAACACGAAGUGGAAACACAAUAGGGCUGAAUCCCAAACCGCCCCCUACACACUAUCCCUACACACUACGGCUGAAUCCCAAACCGCCCCCUACACACUGUCCCUACACACUACCCCUCCGUUUGCGCGUUCCCGCGGAGGGUCCUCCAUAUUAAGGGCCGUCCCAAACCACGUAGUGCGGAGGGGGAGUGGACUGUUCAGCCCUUAAAUAGCGAGUCUGCAUCGAUGCUCACUCUGGACAACUUUUUCAGGAAGUGCAACGUCGAAAUGGAGGAGGAAACAAACAUAUUGAUGUGAGUUCCACAUGCGUCCAUUAUUUCUCCCACGCCUUUUUCACACUGACAGAACAUCACAAAAAGAGUGGUGAAAAAAGAUAAAACAAAAGAAACAAAUCUUCUUCUCUGCUGACGUUUGAUUUAAUUGUGCACCCCCUGACACCUUAAAAUUUGAACACAACUGACAGAAUUCAUUUAUUCAUUCAUUUGUUGGAUUUGAAAUGCCAGAUAAUAGGAUUGGAAAACAUGU
This is a messenger RNA of Acanthochromis polyacanthus (spiny chromis), 3884 nucleotides long. Its product is annotated as zinc finger protein OZF-like. Gene Ontology annotation, molecular function: RNA polymerase II cis-regulatory region sequence-specific DNA binding; DNA-binding transcription activator activity, RNA polymerase II-specific. Bases 315 to 1709 code for a protein of 464 amino acids. The record is from RefSeq and is a predicted model, not a curated record. Gene Ontology annotation, biological process: regulation of transcription by RNA polymerase II. NCBI's taxonomy places the organism in Eukaryota, Metazoa, Chordata, Actinopteri, Pomacentridae. Gene Ontology annotation, cellular component: nucleus. The transcript is spliced from 5 exons.